AUGGGAAGCCGUCGGGACCAGAAGAUCUCGCGCUCAAUCGUCUUUGCUAUCCAACAAGACGACGAGGCAGAGAAGCGGGUCAGACUGUGGCGUCCUAUCAAGACCUUCUUCGCUCUCUACGGCCUGCUCUUGAUCAGACUUCGCCCCGAGUUGUUCAAGAGGCUCAGAAAUAGGACAUGGCUUCUGUCCGAUGAUGAGUAUCGGGCUAGCUUCAAGGACAAGGCCUCGCUCGUGUCCAAGGGUGACAUGGGUUAUUCGGGAUCGGUAUGUGCAAAGUCUUCUUCCAUCUUGAAAUGUAAAUUACUAAACAAGGACGUCUUGCAGACAUUCUUCAAUACAACAGACAACAGAUUCCUCAUCAAAUCCAUCCCUCGUCACUUCGAGCACACCUUCUUCCGAGACGAACUGCUCGAGCCAUAUGUGUCACACAUGGAGUCCUACCCCAAGUCGCUCCUCGUCCGCAUCACCGACUUCCUUGGAUGGCGUUACCCGAGCAUCGGAGGCCUCCUUAGGAUCACCCCAACUUACCAUCUCGUCAUGGAGAACCUGUUGCACGGCCAAAAGGAAGAUUCCAAGUGGCAGACCUUUGAUCUGAAGCCAAUGUCGUAUUUCUUCCCGGAGCGUGACAUUGCUGGCGGCAAACUCGCCUCGGAGGCCACCAAGUCCAAACUCGCCGACAAAUUCGACGACAAAAUCCUCCUCAGUCGCGAACAGGCCGAUGAAUUCUUCCAACUCCUCGAAACCGACACGGAACUCCUGGCGAAACACAACGCGGUCGACUACAGCCUGAUGCUGGUGAGGAUCCCCAAGUCGUCGGUGGAGAUCGACGCGAGCCAGAACCCUUUCAACGACCCGCCGAACUGGCGGACGGGCGUGCCCAGCCAGGACGACAAGUGGCUGUUCCGCGCGGUGAUUCUCGACUUUUUCUGGGCCAGGCACAAAGUCCACGCGAAGACCAUGACGAUGCUCAUCAACGCGUGGAGGAUGAUUGACGACAAGGGCCCCAUGAGCAUCACCACCACGGCGCCCGAGUACCGCGAGAGGUUCUUGAAGAUGUGCAGAGAAAUCGUCAGGGUGCAGGAGGAAGUGGCAGAAUAG
Messenger RNA from Fonsecaea monophora, 1098 nucleotides. RefSeq lists its product as hypothetical. The record is from RefSeq and is a predicted model, not a curated record. The transcript has a single exon. Lineage: Eukaryota; Fungi; Ascomycota; Eurotiomycetes; Chaetothyriales; Herpotrichiellaceae. The coding region runs from base 1 to 1098 and encodes 365 amino acids. Gene Ontology annotation, biological process: phosphatidylinositol metabolic process. Gene Ontology annotation, molecular function: phosphatidylinositol kinase activity.